Molecule: messenger RNA, 612 nt
Organism: Durusdinium trenchii
Lineage: Eukaryota; Dinophyceae; Suessiales; Symbiodiniaceae
Source: the annotation of a GenBank genome assembly
AUGGCCUUCCUGAAAGCCAUCAAGUGCUUCAAGUCACGUGCCAAAGUGCUUCCUGAGACCAUGUACCGAGUGCACCUGGAAAGUGAGGGUCCCUACGGCCUGAUGCUCUGUGGACAUGAGACCAUCCAGUGUUUGGUGAUCGUGAGCAUUCAGAAGUCCAAAGCGGUGAAAGCUUGGAACAGCGACCAUCCUCAUUGUCGCAUUGAAGAGGGACAUAGCCUGAUGGAAGUCAACGGCCACACGGAGCCGAAGCAAAUGUUGGACGAGCUCCGCCGAGCGAAGGCCGUGGAUCUCCUCGUCUCCGCGGAGCCCAACGCGCAGCAGCUCUCGGUCUUCCGAGCAGCACGCGCGCUGAAGCUGAAGUCCGAUGCCGUGGACACAUUUCUGGAAGAAGUCACGUCCUGUGACGUGGAACCCUGUUCCAUUUGUCAUGAGGAGAUGUGCUGCCACAACACACACACAGCGCAGCACGCAGCGCAGCACGCAGCUGCUGUGGUGCGCUUGCCCUGUGGUCAUCACUUCCAUCAGAAGUGUGUCAAGAAAUGGUUGGUCGGAGGGCGAGGUGAUCCCCGCUGUCCCUUGUGCAACCGGAUCUUCGAGGUGGCUUGCUGA